AUGGAAAAAAAAUAUUGUCAGAAGCAGAGGGCAGGGAGCGAUGGCAGCAGCAACAUGAGCAAUAACAAUAACAAUGGAGGAGGUGAGAAGAAAAAAGGGGAAGCUAGCGGUGGCAGUGGAAUCAGCAGCAACCAACAAAACUUUAGGGGAGGACAGAGCUGUAAUAAUGCUCCUAAAUACAACAACAACAAUCGGCUGAAUGGUCGAGGAGGAGUUGGAGGUGAAAUUGCUCAUAAGGAUAAGAAAAGUGGAGAUGGAGAAGUAAAGGUGAAGUGUAAUGGUGGUGGCAGUGGCGGUGGCGGCAACAAUCACAAAUACAACAGCCAGAGAAUGGAGCACCCACCAAUGGUUUUCCAGCAGCAAGAGUGGGAUUUCGGAGGCUUUCCACCCCUUCGAGGCUAUGGGGGAGGAGGCUACCCUGGUUAUCAUUCCCAUGAGACGCAUUUUCAGCCCAAAGCCUACUAUUCUAGCGAUUACAGGCCCAGCCAGUCCUAUCUUGCGGAUUUUCGCAACAUGGACUACUUCAGCCAGCCUGUCGCCAAUCCCAAUUACAUGAAGAGCAUCAUCUACUGA
Molecule: messenger RNA, 573 nt
Organism: Physcomitrium patens
Lineage: Eukaryota; Viridiplantae; Streptophyta; Bryopsida; Funariales; Funariaceae
Source: RefSeq, a predicted model, not a curated record